Molecule: messenger RNA, 923 nt
Organism: Saimiri boliviensis boliviensis (Bolivian squirrel monkey)
Lineage: Eukaryota; Metazoa; Chordata; Mammalia; Primates; Cebidae
Source: RefSeq, a predicted model, not a curated record
UCAACUCUCGCGAUCUUCGAGGCCGCAUACUUAUUACCCACAGUUCCCUUUCCAUUCUCUCUCUUCCCGACGGCCAAGAUGCCGAAAGGAAAGAAAGCCAAGGGGAAGAAGGUGGCUCCGGCCCCUGCUGUCGUGAAGAAGCAGGAGGCCAAGAAAGUGGUGAAUCCACUGUUUGAGAAACGGCCAAAAAAUUUUGGGAUUGGACAAGACGUCCAGCCCAAAAGAGACCUCACCCGCUUUGUGAAAUGGCCCCGCUAUAUCAGGUUGCAGCGGCAAAGAGCCAUCCUUUAUAAGCGGCUGAAAGUGCCCCCUGCAAUUAACCAGUUCACCCAGGCCCUGGAUCGCCAAACAGCUACUCAGCUGCUUAAGCUGGCCCACAAGUAUAGAACAGAAACAAAGAAAGAAAAGAAGCAGAGGCUGUUGGCCCGGGCCGAGAAGAAAGCGGCUGGCAAAGGGGACGUCCCCACUAAGAGACCACCUGUCCUCCGAGCAGGAGUUAACACCGUCACCAGUUUGGUAGAAAAGAAGAAAGCCCAGCUGGUGGUGAUAGCCCACGACGUGGACCCUAUUGAGCUCGUUGUCUUCUUGCCUGCACUGUGCCGUAAGAUGGGAGUCCCUUACUGUAUUAUUAAGGGGAAGGCAAGACUGGGACGUCUGGUCCACAGGAAGACCUGCACCACUGUCGCCUUCACACAUGUGAACUCGGAAGACAAAGGUGCUUUGGCCAAGUUGGUGGAAGCCGUCCGCACAAAUUAUAACGAUAGAUAUGAUGAGAUCCGACGUCACUGGGGAGGCAAUGUCCUGGGUCCCAAGUCUGUGGCUCGCAUCGCCAAGCUCGAAAAGGCAAAGGCCAAAGAACUGGCCACAAAACUGGGUUAAAUUGUAAAAUUUUCUUGUAAAAAAAUAAUAAAAAUUUUCCUUCA